UCAAAAAUAAAAAAUGAAGUGAAGUGAAAAAAGUGAUUUAUUUAAAAAUGUUAAUGAGGAGAUUUAAUAGCUGUCAUAUGUAAGAAAUACGAAUUAGUAUUUGCAUUUUUAAAAUGAUAUCUAUAAAUCGUCAUCGGUUGUAUAUGUUUAUAAUUUUCAUUCUAGUUAUUGCUCCAUUUUAUAUUGCUUUGUCACGAUUUCAAGCUGAUCUAAGUAAAAAUCUUGAGAAGUCAAAAAUAUUGUCUUAUAACUUUGAUUUUGAACAAAAGAGAAGGAAGAAAAUUAUUGACCAGACAUGCAAAUUUUUAAAAAUAAACCAGAGUAUUGCAGAUAUUCAACCUGCCUAUUUGGAUCAUUUUAUUGUGGAUGAUGCGAAUAAAUUAAUUUAUUGCUUUGUACCCAAGGUUGCAUGUACAAAUUGGAAAAGAGUCUUAUUAUCAUUACGGAAUUCUGAAACAAAAGAUCCUCUAUCCAUAAGUGGCAAUGAAACACACCAAGCAAAUGCAUUUCAGACAUUAAAUCUGUAUUCACCAGAUGAAAUUCAACAGAAAUUAAGACAUUAUUGGAAAUUUUUUUUUGUUAGACAUCCAUAUGAAAGGAUUCUGUCUGCAUAUAGAAAUAAAUUAGAGGAAAGUUAUGUGGAUUACUUUAGGACUCGUUUUGGAACUGAAAUAAUAAAAAAAUUUAGAGUUAAUCCUUCAGAAGAAUCAUUAGAAAAAGGUCAUGAUGUCAGAUUUGUUGAAUUUAUUCAGUACAUUACAAGUCUGAAGGUAGAUGAUUGGAAGAAAGCAUUUAAUGAACACUGGAGACCUAUAUUUGAUUUGUGCUUUCCUUGCCAUGUAAACUAUGACUUUGUAGGUAAAUAUGAGACUCUAGAGAGUGAUGCAAAGUAUAUCCUAGAAAAAACUGGUAUAUCAAAAUAUGUUCAGUUUCCUGACAGAUUACAAAGUUAUAAAAAAACACCUACACGGAAUGUUAUGCAAACAUACUAUAGAAAUAUAUCCACUGAAUUACACAGAAAACUUUUUGAAAUAUACAAAGAGGAUUUUACUUUGUUUGAAUAUGAAUCAUUGUAUUUAUGAUCUAACUUGUAUUCAAAUUGAAUAUGAAUAAUUAUAUUUAUGAUCUAACUCAUGUUCAAAUUGAAUAUGAAUCAUUAUAUUUAUCAAAUUGAAUAUGAAUCAUUAUAUUUAUGUUCUAACUCAACUUGCAUAUUGUUAUGUAAAUUCUCAUCUGAAUUACCAUACGUAUUUUUAUCAGACAAAUCAUACACAAAAUGCCAUAUUUCCCCCUUUUAAUCAUUUAUUGAGUUAUUAAUUUUGAUGUACUAUUUUUUAUAUAUGGUACAAAGUAGCAAUCAUCAAAAUUUUGAAUUGUCGUUCUAUACUUAUAUUAUGUACAUAUAUAUUAAAACAUUCUUACAGGUUUGAAAUAUGUUAUUUGUUAAAAUAUCUGGAUGCUUUUUCUUUCGUAAUCAACUUUUAUUCAGAAAUAAAUAGAUGCUAAAUGAGAGGUGCCUUAGUGAACAAUAUUUUUAAGGGAAUUGUGCCUGUAUUAGCAUUAUAUGAGCAAAAACCACAAAAUCUCCCACACAGCCAACCUAUUUACUGGAAUUUGAACUUAGUCAAACUGCUGGUGUUCAGCUGUUUUAUCACUCAGCAAAGGUAAUAUCACCUUAUUAUUUCUUUGAACUUUCAUUUUGCGAUAAUAUUAAAUGUACAGAUGUGUUAAAAAUACUUAUUCACAGUGUAGAGUCUUUGUCAUUGACAUUAAUGAUUUCUUCCCAAACUUUAAAAACAGAAAUAAGGAACAUUAUGCUAUUUGUAUCAAACUUCAAACACAUGAUAUAUUAAGGUAUCUCUCAAAAGCAGGUGGCAGGGGAAGAAGAAAAUGAGACCCUCAGAUUUCACCCUUCCAAUGGCUAAAGUCAAAAUUGAGAUGAAAGUAGCCCAUGUGUGUUUGCCUGAAUUAAGUCAUCCAAUCCAAGCUUGAUAUGUACCAUUCAUAUGCAGUUUUCAAACUGAGAUUUGCCUAUCAGUGUGCACAAGAUAGUAAACCAUGGCCCUAGUUAAAGUUUACUGUGUUCAAAUAAUACUUCUUGACUCUCAGCUUAUGUAAAGUGGACAUAUGCAAAUGUCGUUUUUGUGUAACUUUUUAACCUUAUUCCGCACAACAUAGUAAAGCAUGGCUGCAGUUAAGGUUUACUGUAUUCAAAUAAUACUUGUUGACUCAGCUUAUGUAAAGCUGACAUCAUGCAAAUGCCAUUUUUGUAUAAUUUUUUAAAACUCUAUCCCCCCCCCUCUGAAGCUCUUGACUUGUUCAUAUUGCUUUCAGAAGAAUUCAGAUACAUUACAGGUAAUGCUGAGUGUUGUAAGUUGACUGGAGAUUUUGUUCCAUCAUUUACUUCAACAUUCAACAACAGCCACCUUCUGCAUGGAUUACUAAUUCUAGAUAGAACAAUUGUUUUACUUAGGUAUUUUUUAAAUCCAAUUGUUGUCAUUCAGCUUGAAUCAAAAAAUUUAUAGUAGCAAUUGAUAUCUUUUGAUCUUAUUGGGUUGACAAUCAGAGCUCUGCCUUUAUGUCCCAUCCUGCUGAAACCAGAUACAUCCUUCUGUUAUUUGUCAAACCUGUAAUUGUGAUGCAAAUAUAAAUGUCUGUUUUGAGAGAAUAUUCCAAAAGUUUUGAUUAGCAAUAAAAAAGUACAGAAAAAACUGAUCAAUGCUUAUAUAAAAAGAGAUCUGUGAAUGUAAUAUCAGCUAGUUACUCAUUUAUGCCAAAUGUACAUAUUUUUGUUUUAUAACUUUUAAUCUAUGCUUAUAUGUAAAGUAUUUUUAUACUUUUUUUUUAUUAAAUAUAGCUUGUAAAUAUAUACCGUUUUAUAUUGGACUAUAUUAUGUGUUAAAAUUUGCCUGGUGUUAAUAAAGUUCUUCAAGAAAAUGAACAA
Messenger RNA from Stegodyphus dumicola, 2944 nucleotides. RefSeq names its product carbohydrate sulfotransferase 11-like. NCBI's taxonomy places the organism in Eukaryota, Metazoa, Arthropoda, Arachnida, Araneae, Eresidae. Gene Ontology annotation, molecular function: sulfotransferase activity. Gene Ontology annotation, cellular component: membrane. The record is from RefSeq and is a predicted model, not a curated record. Gene Ontology annotation, biological process: carbohydrate biosynthetic process.